Messenger RNA from Meriones unguiculatus (Mongolian gerbil), 4052 nucleotides. Its product is annotated as protocadherin beta-8-like. The transcript has a single exon. Gene Ontology annotation, biological process: homophilic cell-cell adhesion. Gene Ontology annotation, cellular component: plasma membrane. Lineage: Eukaryota; Metazoa; Chordata; Mammalia; Rodentia; Muridae. Bases 290 to 2698 code for a protein of 802 amino acids. Gene Ontology annotation, molecular function: calcium ion binding. The record is from RefSeq and is a predicted model, not a curated record.
UUUUUAUCUCACAAAAUGUUAAGAUACUAUGAGAACACAUGGCGGCGCUGCAGGAUAAGAAAGUAAAAACUGGAAGGUCGCUGUGGUUCCCUUAACAGAGAAAAAAAAAAAAAUCCUGCGGAAGUCUGGAAACCCAGAGAAGCCUGCGCACCUCAGAAAGGAGAUCUGGGCCCCCAGAAAAGGACUGGAGUGCUUCUUGGGUGUCUAGUGAGAUAACCACGGUACCAGAAAUCAGGGGAAUUUACAGUUCUGUGUAAGCAUCCUCCAGGACACUGAACCAUCAAGAACAAUGGAGGCCAGCAGGAAGCUCAUUUGCAGACAAAGGCAAGUCCUUUUUUUCUUUUUCCUAUUAGGAUUCUCUCAAGUGAGUGCAGGGGAACUAAGGCGCUAUUCUGUGGUGGAGGAAAAGGAGGGAAGGUCCUUUGUAACCAAUUUAGUAAACGACUUGGGUCUUGGGCAGCUGGAACUCUCCAGGCGAGGGGCUAAGGUCAUUUCUAAAGGUAACAAACUGCAUUUGCAGCUGGAUCAGGAGAAGGGGGAUUUGCUGUUAAAUGAGAGAAUGGAUCGUGAGGAACUGUGUGGGCUCACCGAGCCAUGCCUGCUACGCUUCCAAGUGCUGCUAGAUAACCCCUUAGAAAUUUUUCAAGCUGAGCUAGAAGUAACAGACAUAAAUGACCACUCUCCAACGUUCCUGGACAAAGAAAUCAUGCUAAAGAUAUCAGAGAGCAGUCUUCCUGGAACUACAUUUCCCCUGAAGAACGCUCAGGACAUGGAUAUAGGACAAAAUGGCAUUGACAACUAUCUUGUCAGCUCCAACUCUUACUUCCAUGUGCUCACUCGAAAACGCAGUGAUGGCAAGAAAUACCCUGAACUGGUACUAGACAGAGCACUGGAUAGAGAGGAGGAGGCUGAGCUCAGGUUAACGCUCACCGCGCAGGAUGGCGGCUCUCCACCGAGGUCUGGCACCACUGAGGUCCACAUUGAAGUAUUGGACUUCAAUGAUAAUGCUCCUGAGUUUGAGCAGCUCUUCUACAGAGCACAGAUCCCAGAGGAUAGCCCAAUAGGCUUUCUGAUCAUCACUGUCUCUGCUACAGAUAAGGACAUAGGGGUCAAUGGAGAGAUCUCCUAUUCACUCUUCCAAGCUUCAGAUGAUAUUAGCAACACCUUUUCAAUCCACCCCUUGACAGGGGAAGUGCGGUUGAAAAAACACCUUGAUUUUGAGAAGACUCCGUCCUAUGAAGUAAAUGUUGAGGCAAAAGAUGCUGGAACGUUUUCUGGAAAAUGCACGAUUCUGGCACAGGUCAUGGAUGUAAAUGACCAUGCUCCCGAGAUUAUCCUGUCUGCAUUAACAAAUCCCAUCCCUGAGAAUUUACCAGAAACUAUGGUGGCAGUUUUUAGCGUUUCUGAUCUAGAUUCAGGAGAAAAUGGGAAAAUAAGCUGCUCCAUUCAGAAUGAUCUACCCUUCUUUCUAAAGCCUUCCGGGGAAAACUUUUACACGCUAUUAACACAAAAACCUUUAGAUAGAGAGACUACAGCAGAGUACAACAUCACCAUCACAGUCUCCGACAUGGGCACACCCAGGCUCACAACCCAGCACACCAUAACAGUGCAGGUGUCCGACAUCAACGACAACGCCCCCGCCUUCACCCAAACCUCCUACACCCUGUCUGUCCGCGAGAACAACAGCCCCGCCCUGCACAUAGGCACCAUCAGAGCCACAGACUCAGACUCAGGCUCCAAUGCCCACAUCACCUACUCGCUGCUGCCAUCACAGGACCCGCAGCUGGCACUGGCGACGCUCAUCUCCAUUAAUACCGAUAAUGGGCAGCUGUUCGCGCUCAGGUCCCUGGACUAUGAGGCUCUAAAGUCCUUCGAGUUCCGCGUGGCCGCCACAGACCAAGGCUCUCCAGCGCUCAGCAGUCAGGCGCUGGUGCGCGUGCUGGUGCUGGACGACAAUGACAAUGCGCCCUUCGUGCUCUACCCUCUGCAGAACGCCUCUGCGCCCUGCACUGAGCUGGUACCUAGGGCGGCGGAACCUGGCUACCUGGUCACCAAGGUGGUGGCAGUGGACCGCGACUCUGGCCAGAACGCCUGGCUGUCAUUCCAGCUGCUCAAGGCCACGGAGCCAGGGCUGUUCAGCGUGUGGGCGCACAAUGGCGAGGUGCGCACCACCAGGCUGCUGAGUGAGCGCGAUGCCCCCAAGCACAGGCUGCUGCUGCUGGUCAGGGACAAUGGCGAUCCUCAGCGCUCUGCCAGUGUCACUCUGCAUGUGCUGCUGGUGGAUGGCUUCUCCCAGCCCUACCUGCCUCUGCCAGAGGUGGCGCGCGACCCCGCGCAGGAUGAUGAAGAUGUGCUCACGCUGUACCUGGUCAUCGCCUUGGCGUCUGUGUCUUCACUCUUCCUCCUUUCUGUGCUGCUGUUCGUGGGGGUGAGGCUGUGCAGGAGGGCCAGGGCGGCCUCUCUGGGUGUCUGCUCUGUGCCUGAAGGACACUUUCCUGGCCACCUAGUGAAUGUCAGCGGCUCAGGAACCCUGUCCCAGAGCUACCAGUAUGAGGUGUGUCUAAGGGGAGACUCUGGGACUGGUGAGUUCAAAUUCCUGAAACCAAUUUCACCUUUCCAAGACCAUUCUCUUGGACCAGAAAUGGGAGAAAAUCCCAACUCUAGAAAUGACUGGGGUUUUGAUAUUCAGUUAAAAUAACUGCUUUUCAUCGUGUGUAGUGGGUUUUGUUAUAAACUCAAGCUACUUUUUUUUUUGCUGUGCCCAUUAUAAAAUUUUAAAGCAUGCUUAAGGCUUGUUUUCAGGAUACUCUGUCCAUGGCUUCAGUGAUAGCAUCUCCACUUUUCUCCAGAUUGGAAGGUGAAAUGUUCUAAUCUUGUGUUUCUAAUUAGUCAGUAGUUGUAUAAACCUUUGUUCUAGAAUGGCUUAGGAACGAACAAGAAAAGAAAUAUAAAAUAAUUUCAACCCAAUCAGUUGCAGUUCAGUGUGUUUUCUGUUACUCGCUGUGAACCACUGAGCGUUCACUCUACAACAAUGCUCAAACACCAUGAAGUCUAAUCAGAAAGGGAAAAGAAGGGCACACUGAGGGCAUCAGGCUUUCUGUUUCUUUGGCCUCCACUAGACUAACUUUCCUUGUUGGUGUUUUCUCUUAAAAUGUUACUCCAUAGCCACAUGGCUCUUUAUCAGCCUACUUUUAGGUUUGUUUGUUUGGUUGGUUGGUUGUUAGAUUUGGAUUAGUUUGGAGUUUGGAGUUUGGGUUAGUUAAUUUGGAGUUUUGUUUGUUUGUUUGUUUGUUUGUUUUUUGCUUUUCAAGACCAGGUUUUUCUGUGUAUCCUUGGCUGUCCUGAACUCCUUUUGUAGAUCAGGUUGGCCUUGAACUCACAAAGCUCUGCCUGCCUAUGCCUCCCUGAGUGAUGGGAUUACAGCCCUGCACUACUGCUCCUGGAUGCCUGCUUUUAGUUUUAAUAUCACCAUUUUAAACCACUUUCCACUUUGUUUAGUUGCUGUUGAGGAGGAUUCAGAAAUCCACCCCUUGUUUACCUGGUAAGCUGAAAUAGCAUGGCAGUAAAAUUGACUUUUCUCUUCUGGGAAAUGUUUGCCUGGGAAAGAAACUGCACCAGCCAAUAUUUAUUAUUUUUUCCCUUUCUUUACUGUCAUAUUUCAAAUUUCAUUCUGACCAUUGGUAUACUUAGUUUUCAUACAUUUUCACUCUCUUCUUUGGCAAGUAGUGCUGGACAUAUGGCUAAGUUGUGGUGAGAUAUAAAAAUGAGGCAGCUUCCAAAGCUUUUCAGUUGAGAGUAAACCUGGAGGUCCAUGCAUGCCAGGUAGUGACUAUAACUGACAUACCCACUUCAAACCUCCAAGAACACUUAAAGUGGAGCUAUCUCACCUGCGAAGAGAUCCCUACCCCCUGCUCUUCACUCAAUGCAAUGUUCUUUCUUGGAUAUGUGGGGUAUGAUGUAUGCACAAAUGCCCUGUUGUCUCUUUGACAGUUAUGGUGGGUUAAAAUCCCAUGGCAUGAACUUAGCAGAGGUCCCUGGUGACUCAGGAGUUG